GUUCAUUGGACCCUGCCUUUUCGAGAUCUGAUCUUCUUUUCGACUUUCUCUUUUGUUCUUUCGCACAACAGACAUUCCCGUCGUUUCUUCAACAUCCUCCGUGUGCCGAUGCGCGGUGCCUCGCAAUUCGAUCCGAGCUUGUUCACGGCGACGCUCUGAGCAUGACGCCCGAAGCGCUGCGCUAGAAACGAGCCCCGCGAGUCCAUCUCAGAGCACCGGGCUCGUUCCUUUUGCCCCCAUCGAGAGAUAUAUUUUAUAUAAAAAGUGCACGAUCAAACAAAUACGUAUCUGAUACCAAAAGAGACGAUCAUGCCGCUCUUCCCAACCUUCUCUUCCAUCCUCUUCCUCCUCCUCCUCCUCCCCUUCCUCUCCCUCCCCUUCUCCCAGGCCUACACCCCGCUCUCGCCCGCCCUCCUCAAGUCGCUCCCCUCUCCCUCCACCGACGACUACGACCCCACCAACGGCACCCUCCUCGCCCCCCUGCUGAUCCCCCGCGUCCCGGGAACGCCGGGCCAGAAGGCGGCGCAGGCGCACCUGGUUUCCUUCUUCGCCGCCCACCUGCCGCAGUGGGAGGUGCGGUGGCAGAACUCGACGUCGACGACGCCGGCGACGGGCGACCGCGCCGUCCCGUUCGCGAACCUGAUCGCCCGCCGCGAGCCCCCCUGGACCCGCCGCCGCGGGCCCGGCACCGCCUCCUACCUCACGCUGGUCGCCCACUACGACAGCAAGCGCGAGCCCGAAGGUUUCGUCGGCGCCACCGACAGCGCGGCCCCCUGCGCCAUCCUUAUGGACGUCGCCCGCACGGUGGACGGGUUCCUGCAGAAGAUGUGGGCCGAGGAGGGGGAGAAGGAGGGGGAGAAGGAGGAGGAGAAGGAGGAGGAGAAGGAGGGGGAGGAGGCAACGGAGUGGCGGCAGAGGGAUGAGGGGAUCCAGAUCCUGUUUUUGGACGGGGAGGAGGCGUUUGUGAAGUGGACGGAUACCGACUCGCUUUACGGGUCGAGGGCCCUCGCCGAGGAAUGGGAGGCUACCACGAACCCGGCCGGUUCACCGUUCAAGAGCCCGAUGCAGCAGAUCAGCCUGUUCGUGCUGCUCGACCUGCUGGGCGCGCCGAACCCGCGGGUGCCGACGUACUUUCAGGGUACCCAUUGGGCGUACCAGCGGAUGGCGGCACUCGAGGGCAGGUUGCGGCAGCUGGGCCUGCUGGAGAGCAAGCCCGGGAAGGAGCCGUUUCUGCCCGAGAGCGGCAAGAUGGCGACCCAGUUCAGCGGCGGCGUCUACGUAGGCGACGACCAUGUCCCCUUCAUGCAGCGAGGUGCGCCGGUGCUGCAUCUUAUCCCCGGGCCGUUCCCGGAUGUAUGGCACACCUUGGAUGACGACGGAGAGCACUUGGAUAUUCCGACGGUAAAGGACUGGGUGCGCAUCGUCACCGCGUUCACGCUAGAGUGGAUGGACGUGCAGAAAACGGAGCCGCCGAAGGACGGGCAGCCCUGAGACACGAGACACCAGUUUCGCAAUUAUGCUUGGACGCAAUAUUCACAUGGGCACAACAUUAGACUCAGACGGCACCUUGGCGCCUUUACUCGACUUUGCAUGGAUACUGAAUGU
Thermothelomyces thermophilus ATCC 42464 is the source of this 1605-nucleotide messenger RNA. RefSeq lists its product as uncharacterized. The record is from RefSeq and is a predicted model, not a curated record. Bases 310 to 1491 code for a protein of 393 amino acids. NCBI's taxonomy places the organism in Eukaryota, Fungi, Ascomycota, Sordariomycetes, Sordariales, Chaetomiaceae. The transcript has 2 exons. Gene Ontology annotation, molecular function: zinc ion binding; glutaminyl-peptide cyclotransferase activity.